UUUUCUCAGUUUUCAAAUGACGAGUGCGUGGGAAUGUAUAUGUUAACGUUAAUUUUAAUUUCUAGACAGUAAAUAUGUCUUUGUCUGAAUAUAAGGAACUUAUUAGCGGCUUAGCUGUCGUCACAACAGUAUUGAAUUUUUUGGCAGGAAUGCUGGUGUGCAAGCAAUAUGUGGUUAAUAGAUCUACAGCCGAAGCAUCACCACUGCCUUUUCUUACCGGUGUUCUAGCCUCGGCCCUGUGGCUCAUGUAUGGGAUCACCAAAGAUGAUAGUAAGAUAAUACUAGUGAACAUAAUAGGAAUAACACUCAUGACAUUGUAUUCUCUUGUGUUCUAUAUGUAUACCUACAAGAAGUCUACUACAUUUAAGCAGAUGGUCUUUACAAUGGGUCUGCUUGUUUCGUCUGUAGGAUAUUUAAGAUUUGAGGAGGAUAAAGAAAUUCUUCUCGGCCGGCUGGGAACAGUUGCAUGCCUCGUCACACUGCUGGCAAUAGCUGCUCCAAUGAGCAAGCUGUUCUAUGUGUUAAAAGUGAAGAGCACAGAAUGCCUCCCGUUCCCUAUGAUCCUCAUGUCAUUCUUUGUGUCAAGUCUCUGGUUCCUGUAUGGUGUUAUAGAGGAAGAUAAUUAUUUGAUUCUACCAAACAUAGUGGGCGGGGGCCUUUCGGUAUUCCAGCUUUCGCUGUUCGUCGUGUUUCCCCGUACACCUCCUCUCUUGCCUAAGAGCGUGUUAGCGUAAUCUACAGACUUAAAGGCUAAUGAAAACCCGUUGUGCUGAGAAUGAUGUAAGUUUUCCUAUGUUUUACUAGUAGCUGUUAGGGCGUUACUAUGACUGUGUCGGCUGUUGCCUAGCGGCGAAGAUG
This is a messenger RNA of Cydia amplana, 858 nucleotides long. It is a transcript of the gene slv, whose product is annotated as sugar transporter SWEET1. Gene Ontology annotation, molecular function: sugar transmembrane transporter activity. NCBI's taxonomy places the organism in Eukaryota, Metazoa, Arthropoda, Insecta, Lepidoptera, Tortricidae. Gene Ontology annotation, biological process: carbohydrate transport. The transcript has 5 exons. Bases 75 to 734 code for a protein of 219 amino acids. Gene Ontology annotation, cellular component: membrane. The record is from RefSeq and is a predicted model, not a curated record.